Molecule: messenger RNA, 540 nt
Organism: Prorocentrum cordatum
Lineage: Eukaryota; Dinophyceae; Prorocentrales; Prorocentraceae
Source: the annotation of a GenBank genome assembly
AUGGGCAGAUCUUCUGUCGAGGACGACGGCCUGGGGAUAGAGCUGGACCAGCUGCACGAGCUGCAGCGAGCCUACCUGGAGAGGGACGCCGCCGAGCUGCUGGCCACGCACUUCCCGGACGCAGGGCAGCAGAUUGAGCUGGUGAGGCUGGGCCAGGAGCUCCUCAAGAAGUACAAGAACCUGUACGAGAAGGCCUGCGCCCGGAACCUCCAGAGCUCGUGGCGGGCCUGGGUGGCGCAGGGGCACCGCGAGAGCAGGCUGGUGGGCCUGCUGCUCGGCGGCGGCCCGGGCGCUGCGCCGCCCUCGCUGCCCUCCGGGGGCGGCGGCGGAGCGGGCGCCGCCGCGGCUGUGCUCGAGGCCAGAUCACUGCUCGGCCGUGUUGACGCUCGACUGCGCCGUGCGCGCCUCGACUUCGCCGCGGUGUUCCGGUGCGCCGAUGAGGAUACCCCAAGAGCGUGUCGCUGGGAGCCUUCGCGCGCCAGCUGUGCAAGCUGCGCGCCCUGCAGGAGCACGAGGUUGGGGCAUUCCAGCAGCUGCUGA